CACUAGAAAAUAGCCUCCAAGAGGACCAGCAAUUCAAUAUGAAUUUGUCAUAACUCAUAAAAACCUAUCACGGUAAAAAUUCGCACCAUAAGCAAAAAAAAUGAACUUUUUCAUAACAUUUUCAUAGUUCAUGAAUGAACCGAUGUCAUUCGGUUCAAGAAAAUAUCGCGGCUUCCUUAUCCUCACACAAAGUUAAGAACUUGAAAACUGAAACUCAUUGCCGAGUGAGCGGGUAGAGUAGAUAACCAUAGAGGAACUAUCUCAUGGCUUCCCUGCGGAUUUCCCCUUCUUCUCCGGCGCCCACAACGCAGACUCACAGAGUUCGUUCUCUUCAAAGCCACUUCCCCACAAGCCAAUCUGUUUCUUAUUACCCUCUUCAAUCGUUUCCUCACUCUUUUGCCCUUACGAUUCGAACCAUCAGAAUCAGCCGCCUAGCUCCGCUCUUCUCUACCGCGACUCAAGGCCCGGUUGCCGAUUCUUCCCCAGUUGAAGUUGUCGCCGAAGAAGAGACGGUGGUGGAUGGGGAAGGGAAAGUAGUAGUAGUAGAAGAAGAAGAAGAAUUCUGUAAAAGCAGAGUGUUGGCUGCCAAUAUUCCGUGGACUUCUACUCCAGAGGACAUUCGGGCUUUGUUCGAGAAGUUCGGUACUGUUGUCGAUGUUGAGCUUUCAAUGCAUAGCAAGGGGAGGAAUAGAGGGCUGGCCUUUGUCUCUAUGGGCUCUGCCGAGGAGGCUCUUGCUGCCAUGGAGAAUCUGGAGUCUUAUGAAUAUGAGGGUCGUGUGUUGAAGAUGAACUAUGCUAAGCCCAAAAAGGUGAAGCCGGCACCUGUGUUUCCGAAGCCAGCACCAACAUUCAGCUUGUUCAUUUCAAACCUGCCGUUCGAAGCCAAGGAGAAGGACGUUAAGGAGUUUUUCAUUGCAGGAGGGGCUAACGUUGCCACUGCGGAGAUAAUAUAUAAUGUGAAUCCUAGAAAGUCCUCCGGAUAUGGAUUUGUGUCCUUCAAAACUAAGAAGGAAGCUGAAGAGGCCCUUUCUGCUUUCCAAGAGAAGGAACUUUUGGGGAGACCAAUUCGAGUGGCUCGUAGCAAGCAAUUUGUAAGACCGCCGAGGACCAAAGCUCCUCCGACAAGUAGGACAACUGAGAUAAAUGAUACUGAAGAAGAAGCAGCAGUUACAGGUGUUGAUGAGACCAUAUGAUCAAUUGGAAAUUCUUCUUUUCUGCUUCUUAUGAUCAAUUUUGGUAUCGCGUUGUUACGAUCACUUGACUUGCAUCCUUUCUCAUGCGCACCCUGAUGUUGAGCCUAUAAAUUAUGUGAUCAUGGAUGGAAUACGUCCUCUCUUGCCUUCAUUGCAACUGCUACAAUGUCUUCCAUAAAUGCGACUUGCCAAAGCAUUCCUCCAACAGCUCUGAAGUUUCGUGCUCCAUAAGUGGGGAAUUAUCUGUUCCAAAGGUGGACAUUGAGUUAAAUUAUCUUUAAUGUGGUGAUUUGUAGUUUUGUACUGCAAGGCUAACGUGAGGUUAGAACUUAGAACUGAAGAAUCGAUGUAGGGAAAAUGUAGAUAAAAUCAGGUUUAAUGUAACCAAAAGUGUGUUUUGAGGAUUUGGUUUACUUGGUGGGUGUAACCAAAAGUGUGUUAUGAGGAUUUGGUUUACUUGGUGGGUUUAGAAGCCAUAAUAUUAGCGAUGACAAUUUUGACCUGACACGAUUUACCCGAUCUGUUUGGCCUGUUUUGAGGCGGGUCAGAUCGGCCCAGUAGGCGGGACGGAGCAUGCAUGGGUUCCUUUUAUCGACCCGAUCUACCCUUACUCGACCGGUUCUUGCCUAAAUUAUAUAUAAUUUUAGUCAAAUUAUUUAGGAUUUUUCUCUUAUUACAUUAUAUUUUAGCUAUAAUAAAGUUGCAAUUAAGUGAAAACGUCAAUUUCUUUAAUAAUUUAACUAGAUUAUAUCAUAUUAUGGUUUUUUCUUGGUAUUUUAAUGAAAAUAACGAAUAUUUCUAAUGUUUUUACAUAAAUUAUAUACCCAACCCCGUAAUAUAUUACCCGACCUGGACUCGAACUACCAUGGGAUGAAUAUGAGUAUCGAAAUACCCGUCUCGGACCUGCCCAUGGCCAUUCCUACCUAAUAUUGGUUAUGGACCUGGGUCGUCGUUUUGGCCUUAGAGCGGGGCUAUGGAAGCUCCUUUUAGCUAUAACGGGCUGUUGGCCUGUAACAUGGGCCUCGGGAGUUGAAGGCCAUACUAGGCUUAUUCCAACAGAAGUAGUAAAGGCCAUACUAGGCUUAUUCAAAAGAAGUAGUUAUCAUCGUAAUAAUUUUAAUCAAUAGUAUUUGGUUUAACUGAUUUGGUUUUAGAUAUUUUUAAUCAAUCAAGUAGAUUAAAUCAGUAGUAUUUGAAUACUUUGAUUUUGUUAAUUUAGAAAUUGGUUUCAGACACUCCUAAUUAAUCAUUUUAACCGGUAGUAUUCAAAUACUUUGAUUUUGUUAAUUUAGAUAAUUGGUUUGAUUUUAUUAAAAUUUUCAAACUUAUUUGGUUUAGGUGAUUUGGUUUCAGAAGCUUCUAAUCAAUCAAAUCAAUUAAGCAACCAAUAUAAUAUAUACUGCAACACUCAAGAGUCAAGUGUUCCUCCCCUUUGGACCCAUCAAAAGCUCAUUAUUGUUCACAUUGCUAUAUUUGUUCUUAUAAGGUGUAGACAACAAGGUAUGAACACCUAAUUUAGAUAUAACUCAUACAUUAUGCUUGAUGAAAAUCUUAAAGAGAAAGACUUUUUCACCCUCUAACAAUUGUUAUGUUUCGCUCAUUAUAUAAUCACAUAUUGAUGAACCCCAGCUACUAGUUUGAAUAUGGAAAAAGAAGAAGAAAAAAAGAUAGUAUAUGUGAUUGGAAUCUAUAACACAGUAGUUAUUAGUGAACAUCUUUUCUAUUUGACUACAAUUCAUUUGUUUUUUUAGUUUGUCACAAAUGUAAUUAUAAAUGUGUAGCCCUUAUCCCCAAAAUUUCCAAAACCUAAAAUUAAAACCACGAACUACCCCUUGUCCCCUCCAUAUUUUAACACACAACAUUAUCCUGAAGAGUUUGAUUACCUUUCUUAUUCUUUUUCUCCUAUUUAAUUUUGAGAACUAUUAUUGUUGUGUUAAAAAUGAUGAGUUAUUUGUGGAUUAAAAUGAACUAAUGUAUUAGUUAUGUUAAUGGUGGAGCCAAAAUUCAAUCUAUCAUAUCUAUCGGUUUAUUUUUUACUCAGAGUUGCAUUGAGUUUACUGAUUGUAACUCAAAGUGUUAAGAGGGCUUUUCAAAUUUUGGUUGCAUUAAGAAAAAGUUUCAAAAUCGAAUAGGUAUCAGUUCAUGAAUGAUUGUUGUCUAGUAGAAUAUAUUUAAGAGAUUUUAAAAGCAUUAUAGACAAUGAGUAUAUUUUAUAAUUUUUUCAAAAUAUGAUAACACGUCGUGGCCUUUUAUUGUAUCUGUACUAAUCGGAUAUUUUCUUAUUUAAGAGUUUUUAAAUUUUUAAAUUUAACUUGUUAAAUGCACACCCCAAUAGUUCAUGGGUAUGUUACUGGUUUAACCUCUAUUACCUAUGCAAUGUUUAUAGGGACCAAUUCUCAUAAGUAGGAAUGUCAAUCAAACCCAUUAGCGCGGGUAUCCGAUCAUCCCCGAUCUAGUUAACGCGGACAAUACCCGCAUUAAUCGGGUAUGGGCGGAUAUGGGUAAAAACUACUAAAAGUUUGAUGGGUAUGGGGCGGGUAUGGUUUUAGCCUCCCCGUCCCAUACUAAUACCCGCCUCACCAAGAACAUUUUUACACAUAUAAAAAAUACAUGGAUCAAAUUAUAACCUAUAAUUGAUAGUGAAAAUAACUCAAAAAAAAUAGUAUAAAUGCAAUUGAGUGGGUGGUGGCCACCCAAAUCAAAACAUAAUUCUUCUCUCUCAAUUCUCCCUUCAUCAUGUCACUUUUACCUCUGGUUAAUAAAAUUAUGUUAAUUAAUUAUUACUUAGUAGAUGUAUGAGAGUAAGAGAAUAAUGAUUUCGAAAAUAUUGAACUUUAUCUCAGGAUUAAUAGAUGUUUUAGGAUCAUAUGAUUUGAACCAAAUUAAGAAUGAUUGUAUUUUUUGUUGACUUCAUGAUAUAAUAGGUUUAUAGUGUUAUAAUCGGAAUUUUUUUUAUAAAGCUUUAGUAUAAUAAUGUUGGAUGCACAAGGCGGGUAUUACCUAUGGGUAUCUGAAACCCACGAAUACGAAAAUGGUCCACCGCAUUAGUUUGAGACGGGUAUGAGUUUGAAUAUUUGAAAAUGAGAAUGAAAAUGGUUUAGACAAACCUGUCCAUCGUCAUGAAGGAACAAUAGUAGUGUACCAAAUCAAUAGGGAAAGAAGUCGAAACAAAUGCUCGAUCGGGUGUUAUGGGGAAAUCGGUGAGAUACCAACUUUACAGAAUUCAUUCAAGAGCAGAGCAGUUAGUUGUAUAGAACUCAAACAACUUGGACCGCCAUAGCUAACCUAACUCGACAGACAACCUUCCCCCACUUCACACUAUGUAACCAAGCAAUAAUGGAGCAAGUUAAACUACCUAUAUAACGUUCAUAAGUAUGUUCAAUCCAUCCCGGUUCAAAUCAAAAGGUUGAUCCUUGAAGCCGGGUUUGUGCAGAGUGCAGACUGAGCCAACAAAGUUGUUGGAAAAAGUUGGUAGUACUGUUUCGAGAAUCGCUGAACUCACUAGAUAGAGAGCAGUUGAACUUACCAUAAACUAGGAAAUUCACCCAACCCACUUUCCCAAAAGUAGCUAUAUAUGGAUGGAUGCGGUUCAUUAUUGUACAGGGCAGCUCCAUAGUUGGGUUUGGAAUGGGGUGGGUCUGGUUUGGUUCAAUCAUGCAAAAUCAAUUAUUUCCCUUUGGCUGGCCUAGCCCCACUAAACUGACUUUUGUUGCCAGAAGCACAUAGAUGUGUUAGAUGAAUUGGUAACUACUAUUUUAGCUUAAUUGGUGAACGCCUGAAAUAGCAAUAAUUUUACUUGUCCAUAUAUUAUUCACAUUGAUAAUGAUGGACAGUUUUAUCCGGAGUAAACACCUUACCAAUAUACUGAAAAAUAAAAGAAUAUUACAUGCAUGACUUUGUGAUGAUCAAACUAUGGAUCUCUCAUUUGUGUUUUUAUUGAUGUGAGAUUUGUCGAAAGUGUUACAUAGCAUCCCUUUUGGGACUUAACGUGGUUGAGGUUUUCCCUACCAUCAUUUAAGAGGAUGCAGAGAGACUAUGAUAUCACUUGUAUUAUCUCAAUCCUUCUUGACAAACAUAUUGUCUGCUUUGGGUUUAGCUCGUACGUACGGUUUCACUUUUAGGUGCAUCAUAUUGACUUCCCAAUAAGUCACUCACCUCUACAUUGCUUUAUUCUUAGCAUGUUUAACUUCAAAAGUUCUUACAAUAACUCAUCUAUUUCACCCAAAAAUGCGUUUUGUCAUGCUUUGUCGAUGAUGAAUUUAUCUAAAAUGUUAAAUUAAUGCUAAUGUUAUCUAAAGUGUUACAUGUAGAGUCAAAUGUUUGGUUCUGGAACCAUUUUCCUGUCUUCGUUUUCUCCUAUUUGUAGCCACCGGGUAUAACUGCCUUGGUUACCACUAGCUGGCUUGUUGCUCCAAAAUGCCUCGGGGUCCUCAUUGCUGCCUUGGUGACCGAUUGGUAACCGUCAUCUAGGUGGCUUGGCAUCGGGCUUGACUGGUGUUGAGUUGAGCUCCACCUUGUCGCCUCGUCAUGACUAGGUGGGGUUGGGGCCUCCUUGCCUUGCCUCCAUCAUGUUGCUUAUGAAUCCUUGAUAUCCAUGGAGACCUCAUACUCAUACUAACUUAGCCUUGUCAUCUUGCUUACGGCUUGGUACCCUGUUGCUAGCCUAUCUCAUUGGCUUGAUAUCACCUGCCACCAAGCUAGUCUUGCCGGUCUGGUCUCCAUACUUAGUUUUUAUAAUCUCGUCAAGUUGGUAGAUUGCACCCUGCCGGCUUGGUACCUGUUACGAUGCCACCUAACUCGUUUUGAGACUUACUCUCCACAUGGCCCCCUAAGGGGAUCUACACCAAGUCCUCAUCAAAUUGACAUCCUCUUAGCUCGGCAUCUUGGGCGACCAGCCCCCACCCUCAAGAUCUCACACUUAGUCUUGAGAAUAUAGGGACUGUUCGUACGACUUGGUGCUCGAGCGGCCACCUCAACUGGACACCUUGUCACCUCCUCAUCGGGUUGGCACCCUGUCAGGUUGGUAUCCAUACAUUUUAGCUCCAUACUUAACCAAAUUUCAUGUCUUGGUACCAUGCAUGCCUUGCCUGCUUGGUACCCACUCUGGCUAGCCUAUCUCAUCGGCUUGAUAUCACCUGCCACCAAGCUAGCCCUGCCGGUCUGGUCUCCAUACUUAGUUUUAUAAUCUCGUCAAGUUGGUAGAUUGCACCCUGCCGGCUUGGUACCUGUUACGAUGCCACCUAACUCGUUUUGAGACUUACUCUCCACAUGGCCCCCUAAGGGGAUCUACACCAAGUCCUCAUCAAAUUGACAUCCUCUUAGCUCGGCAUCCUGGGCGACCAGCCCCCACCCUCAAGAUUUCACAUUUAGUCUUGAGAAUAUAGGGACUGUCCGUACGACUCCUGUCAGGUUGGUAUCCAUACAUUUUAGCUACAUACUUAACCAAAUUUCAUGUCUUGGUACCAUGCAUGCCUUGCCUGCUUGGUACCCACUCAGGCUAGCCUAUCUCAUCGGCUUGAUAUCACCUGCCACCAAGCUAGCCCUGCCGGUCUGGUCUUUAUACUUAGUUUUUAUAAUCUCGUCAAGUUGGUAGAUUGCACCCUGCCGGCUUGGUACCUGUUAAGAUGCCACCUAACUCGUUUUGAGACUUACUCUCCACAUGGCCCCCUAAGGGGAUCUACACCAAGUCCUCAUCAAAUUGUCAUCCUCUUAGCUCGGCAUCCUGGGCGACCAGCCCCCACCCCCAUGAUUUCACACUUAGUCUUGAGAAUAUAGGGACUGUCCGUACGGUGCUCGAGUGGCCACCUCAACUGGACACCUUGUCACCUCCUCAUCGGGUUGGCACCCUGUCAGGUUGGUAUCCAUACAUUUUAGCUCCAUACUUAGCCAAAUUUCAUGUCUUGGUACCAUGCAUGCCUUGCCUGCUUGGUACCCACUUGGCUCCGUACUUAGCCAAAUUUCGUUACUUGGUACGAAGUCGAUUUAGCCCGCUUGGUACCUUCUUGGCUCCAUACUUUGCCAAAUUAUGUCUUGGUACCAGGUCUGCCUUGUCGUCUUGAUACCAUGUCAGUUAGUCAUUAAGCCUGUCUUGCGUCCAGACUUAGUAUUAUUUUAGAGCCAUAUUUCAUACCAAGGGAGGGACACCGCUGACCAUGGAAGUCAGGGAGGCUGGUCGACUAUCUGUGCACGGGAGAGGGAGUUCGGGCACUUAGGUCCAAAAACUCAACUGAAUGAGACUCAACUAGUCUCAUUUAAUAAUUAAUAUUGAGCUUACCUUAUGAAUCCAUUAAAUCUCUUGUAAUUAUGGAUUAACUUUUAGGCGUAAACUAUAAGGAAUCGUGUAAAUUGAAAAUCAAGUUAUGUGAAUUCCAGCCUUUUUCAUAGAACACAUUUGCUCAAUUACACGUUAUUGCAAACAUUAUGAUCCCAAAUAAACCAAUUCGAAAGAAGAAAAAAAGAUCAGUUCCUUUAACGACGGCACUUUGGCCACCCGUUAGGUGCCGGGGGGUUUCCAUCAGGACAGGUGAUUUCUUAUCUUUCCAUUGUUAGGCAAAAGGCUCCAAACAAGAUGCAAAAUCGUGGCAUUACUUAAAACAAACAACACGUUCCAAAGUUUGACUUCUGGGUUGUGCUACUAAUGUAUCUACUUUCAACCCUUGCAUUGAUCGGUUUUUUUGUUUCUAAGGAAGCCCGCCAUCACCAUGUAUCGGAUGUUUCCUUCGCUCUGAAUCAAGCUUAAGUCUAUCAAACAGAUAUGAGCAAGAAGAAAUGCUUUUUCACUUAUGUUGCUGGAUCUAAUGUGUUAUGCCUUUCAAUGAGGUAACGUUUAACCACCACCGUUUUUUUCUGUAGGUUUCAUCUGGCUUAUAGUUAUUGGGAUGGAUUCCUUACCGUAUCUCCAUGGACAACAAUACAGUUCUAGUGUGGGAGGAAGUUUAAAGUAUGAAUGCUUUAGUUACUUUUAACGUUAUGGUACAACUUCAGGUUGUACUUUUAUUAUCUUGUAUAAAUCUCUUUCUUGUACAAACUAAAGUUGUCUCUUUAUCUUAUGGUAGUUGUACCAUGACAUAAAGGUUCAAAUUAUUUUAUGAUACAACUUCAAUUAUUUAUUUCUUUAACAUUAUGGUACAACUUCAAAUUAUUGUAUUUAAAGCAUAUUAGAAGUGCUCUUCGUUUGGAUAAAUUAUAUAGAGAGAUGUGAUUUGCGUGAUUUUGAGCAUGAUACUUGUUAUUCACAUACGUACAGCUCCUAUCCUCUAUGGAUAUAUGGUAUCGUAUGACUGGUGUAUAAUAUACCCAUGCGUUUAGGUCUAUUAGAUAUAAUUUUUAUAUGAUUUGACGAAAUAUAAUGGUAGUUUAUUAUUUUUUAUUAAAUUGAUCUUAUGGUUUGAGUUUAAGGAAUUUUGGAGAGGAAUUGGGGUUCCUUCUCUCAAUAUUUAUAAAUGGGUCAAAGUGCU
Linum trigynum is the source of this 8650-nucleotide messenger RNA. Lineage: Eukaryota; Viridiplantae; Streptophyta; Magnoliopsida; Malpighiales; Linaceae. The record is from the annotation of a GenBank genome assembly.